Molecule: messenger RNA, 789 nt
Organism: Elephantulus edwardii (Cape elephant shrew)
Lineage: Eukaryota; Metazoa; Chordata; Mammalia; Macroscelidea; Macroscelididae
Gene: SPR
Product: sepiapterin reductase (7,8-dihydrobiopterin:NADP+ oxidoreductase)
Exons: 3
Coding region: 1-789 (262 amino acids)
Biological process (GO): tetrahydrobiopterin biosynthetic process
Molecular function (GO): sepiapterin reductase (NADP+) activity
Source: RefSeq, a predicted model, not a curated record
AUGGAGGGCCGCGGACUGGGCCGGGCUUUGUGCGUGCUGACCGGGGCCUCUCGCGGCUUCGGCCGAGCCCUGGCCCCGCUUCUGGCCUCGCUGCUGGCGCCCGGCUCCAUGCUGGUCCUGAGCGCCCGCAAUGAAGAGGCGCUGCAGCAGCUCGAGGCUGAGCUGGGCGCGAAGCGGGCCGACCUCCGGGUGCUGCGGGCGCCCGCCGACCUGGGCACCGAGGCCGGCCUGCAGCAGCUGCUCGGGGUCCUGCGCGAGCUCCCCAAGCCCGAGGGGCUGCAGCGGCUGCUGCUCAUCAACAACGCGGCCAGCCUUGGCGAUGUGUCCAAAUACUUUGUGAACCUCUCCGACCCAGCUGAAAUGAACAACUACUGGUCUCUGAACUUGACCUCCAUGAUCUGCCUGACUUCCGGCAUCCUGAAGGCCUUCCCUGAGAGUCCUGGCUUCAGCAGAACCGUGGUCAACAUCUCAUCCCUCUGUGCCAAACAACCUUUCAAGGGCUGGACCCUGUACUGUGCAGGGAAAGCUGCCCGGGACAUGAUGUGUCAGGUCCUGGCCUCAGAGGAGCCCAGUGUUAGGGUGCUGAGCUAUGCCCCAGGCCCACUGGACACAGACAUGCAGCAGCUGGCCCGCGAGAACUCCGUGGACCCCGAGGUGCGAGAGAGCCUGCAAAGGCUGAAGGAGAAGGGGAAGCUGGUGGACUGCGGGGUGUCGGCCCAGAAGCUGCUCAGCUUGCUGCAGAAGGAUGCGUUCCAAUCUGGAGCCCAUGUUGACUUCUACGACCAAUAA